Messenger RNA from Pocillopora meandrina, 2713 nucleotides. Lineage: Eukaryota; Metazoa; Cnidaria; Anthozoa; Scleractinia; Pocilloporidae. The record is from the annotation of a GenBank genome assembly.
AUGGACACUCAGAGUAAUGUCACAUCUACCGCGGAACUGGAAUCUCAGCUGGACCAAAUUAUUCUUUCUAUUGAAGAAGUUGUACCCCAACGCCUUCGUCAAUGGCUGACGGCGUUCGCUUGUAGCAAUGGCACAACGAGCGAGAUGCUACUUUGUUCAGCUCUGGUGUCUACGAGCUCUUUGCUCGGUCAGACAACACUGAAGCUUUUUGGUUCCUACGAGGAGAAGGCAAACCUUCAUCUGAUCGCUACUGCCCCUUCUGGAACGGGGAAAACACCGGCGUGCCAGAAAGGAUGCGUGGAGCCAAUCGUGGGCCAUGUCGAGGAGAAAAUACAGACCAGCAUUGUGAUUGAUGAAACAUCAUCAAGCGGCCUAUUUAACCAUUUCCUGGGAGGUUAGUUUUUAUUUGACAUCGACAGGAGCUCCUAGCAUUGAUUAUUAUCCUUGGAGUGUAGUAAGCUUCAGCUAAUAUUAUAAGACUUAAUGAAUCACUGAAGGAAAAAAUUCCUGAUAAAUAAUUUAAUGAAUUUGAGAAAUUUUCUUUAACCCUUUAACCCCUAAGAGUGACUAGCAUUUAAUUUCUCCUCACAAUAUCAUUCCUGAAUCAAAUGAAGAUCAUGAGAAAAAAUGAAAUGAUCACUAAGUAAAGAAGCUCUUGACUGUUAAAAAAUUGUCCCUGUCAACACCAUAUGAAAUGUAUUAAGAACACUGUGGAGAAUAUUCCUGUCAAUGCUAGGGUGUAAAGGAUUAAAUGAUUCUCUAGAAGGACUACUGAUCUUGUGCCCUCCAUUCUUGGGGCUAAGCUGAGGGGCUCCCAUGUGAAACAGACAGGGUUGCUUACUGAAAAUAUUGAGUUAAACCCCUAAAGGAGACCAAUGUGGACUUGACUCAGUUGUAAAUAAGUAAAAGGCAAUAUUUUUUUUCCAUUUCUUUACGUGUCCCCCAUAGGGUCUUUAAUAUGUUGGCAUUUUUCCUGGAAACACCCAAAGCAAGCUCAAACAUCUGAAAUUUACACUCCAAAGCAAGACAAUGAACACCCCAGUCUGUUUUGUAUGGGGGUCCCCCUGGGCCCUUUACUCUGCAAUUAAGGGUAAGUGGGUAGAAAUUAUGGGUAGUAUUAGAAAUAAUUUCAGCUCUAAUUUACAAUCAGUUGUCCAGGAAAACAGAAUAUAACCAAUUCAGUACAUUUUAUUGCAGCAUCCACAGUGCCAAUCCUUUGUGUGGAUGAGGCAUACUCUCUCCUACAAAGACUAACAUAUCAGGGAAAAUCAACAUCACAGACAAGCCUCUCAAUGGAACGCCUGUGUAAAUGUUACGAUGGAGAUUUUUGGUACGUACUAAAAGGGACAAAAGGCAAGCGAGUUGGAGUAACUUCAGCUAAACUAGCCCUCCUUGCUUUCACCACCCCUCAGCAGUUCCUGGAGUCAGUUUGGCCAAAAAUUGUAGCCUCAAAAAAUGGGCUGGCAGAGAGGUUGCUGUUUUUUUAUCAAAGAAGAUCAGAAGAUCUUGACCUGGAAGCCAUGGCAGAAAACUCUGACUCCCUGGACGAGUUUUCUGUUAAAUCUCUUGGCGAUGUAUUCGAAAAGAUAUAUGUAGAACAUAACACAACCCCAGCACUGAAAUACAUGCUGACUGCCACUGCUAAGGAAGUUUUCUUUAAGUUUAGCAAGCCUAAUGAAGAUGACAGCCAGGGUGCAGUUGCCAGUCCAAGUAUUUCUUCAGGUUCAAAGAAAUAUAAAAACACUUUACGUGUUGCUUUAAAUAUGCAUGUCCUUUAUCACCGGCUAACCAAAGCACUUGCCUUGGAGUCAGGGACAACACCCACAACAAUCACAGCAGAAACCAUGCAAAUGGCAAUAACUUUCAUGGAUACUCUUGAGACCAUGAAGGGAAUCUCAGAGCUGGUGAGUUUAAUAUAACAAUAAUGAUAAUAAUAAUUAUUAUAAUUGUCAUUAUUAUAAUAAUCUAUUAUGGUGACCCACCUGGAAAGGAAAUGACCAUAUCCUGGACAAUGGGGGCAUUUCUUUGUUCUAACACCAUCAAAUUUACUCUACAUCUGUAGAUUUUAAAUUACUCCUGAUGAGCAAUGCAAGACUUACAUGACAUUCCCAACCAAAAGAUCACAUGAUUAAUUAAAUUAAUUAAGUUUAAUUUUUUAUUCCAAACUGAUUGGAAAAAGAACAAAACAAUUCAAACUACAAGAUACAUGGUUUGCAUUAUGCACUCAAUAUUUAGUGGACUGCUGAUAACAUAAAAACUUUAUGGUUUAUUUUAAUUUGAGCCAAAUGGGUUUGUUUUACAGUCUUGCCAUCUGCAGAAGUCCUCAGUAGGACUCAAAGUGGGAGUGUUGGGUGAAGACAUCCAAAAGAGAAUUCUGUCUCUCCCUGGUCCUUUUGUGUGUGUAAGAAGAGUAGUGCGGAGCUAUUCUUCUACUAGAAGACCCAGUAGUAAAGCAGCCCAGGAAGCCAUGGCAGCCUUACAGGAAGCUAGAAUUGGUUCCAUCAUAAAAAUUAAUAAGUUGGUAGUCUUCUGCAAAAAGCUUCCAACAGUUGUAAGCCCACAUGCAAUUGCUGCUUGUGGUUUGACACCAGAAGAGUACCAUCAGGCAUUUCUAAAAAAAGAUAAUAAAAUCACAGUGGACAUGCACGAAACUGUCAUUAAUGCUCAUCCACAAAAGGAUGAAAUUCUAGCAUUCUUAGAGGCAACAGAGUAG